CCUGGAUAACAUCAAGGUGCUUGAAACGGAUGUGUCAAAGAAGAAUUGAUUACAAUGCAGAAAUAAAAUUGAAUUUUCAAUAACUUCAAUAACGUCUUUAUAAAAUUAUUCGGACAAGGUUAAUAUGUAACUAUCAGCUGUACCUCUAGAAUGUUUCGUUCGCUAUUCUUAAGGCAAUUUAAGUUGCCAAGAAGUAGUCAAUUACAUUCUACUUCUACGAGUAGAAAUAAAUCUCCAUCACUUAGUAAUCAAACACCAAAGCCGAAUGAUCAAUCAUCAAAGCCCAAAAAUCAAGAAAGCAGUGAAUUUCAAGUGCACAGUCAUAUGCACACUCCAACUGCUAUGGAUAAAAAAAUACUAGUAUGGGUUAAACGUUAUUCUAGUAUAGAUGAAAUCCCAAACCAAGUAACGUAUGAUUGUAUUCAACGAGCACAUACUAAGGCAAGAAUUCGUGUAUGUAAUUACCUAAUAGUUUUUGCAUUGUUUGGGUUUAUCGUUUCUGUUUGGAAUGGAAAGAGAGAUAUAGCAUCUGGAAGGCAUAUAAUAUCAGAUAAAAUGAACUGGGUAAGAGAACAGAGACAAAAAGGAUUAGCUGAAGCUGAAGCUAAAGCUAAAGCUGAAGCUGAAGCUGCUAAAUAGCGAUGAAGCAAUAUUUUAGUGAUAUAUUAAAUAAAUUAAAACUUUAAUAAAUAGCUAUCAUGUAGUGAAUAGUAUAUCAAAUUUCAAAUAUAUUUUUUGAUUUCGUAUGGAAAAUAGUUUUUAUCUUAACAGUGUUUUCAAAUUAGCAAUAAUAUAAUUCUGUAUAAAAUAUUUUUAUAAAUGCUUAAAUUGUAAUAUAUAUCGUUUUAACAUUUUAAGAUAUACUUUAUAUGUAUAUUAAUUAAAGCAAGUUUCAAAUGUUCAGUCAAUAAAUCGCGAUCUUAUAUUUAAAUACAGUAGUGCCCACUUAAAUGUCCGCGCUCGUUUUAGUGGGUAUGGUUGCUUCUCAAAAUUCAACGGAGAUAAGAAAAGAGGGUAAGUGCGAGUGAGAUACAAUAGCAGGCACUCGAAACCAUAUAUACAAUGUAUCGAUAACGACCGGUCGCUUGGCUUCCAAAAAUUGAUAGGGAUAACGGCGGACAUUUAAGUAGGCACUACUGUAUAUUCAAAGAUUUUUGUCAUUUCCAUGAUUUAUAUAUAGAACUUUGAUAGAUUAAAAAUAAUUAUAAUACAUUAUAAAGAAAUUAUGAAAAGAUGGUUUAAUGGUAAUUUUCACAAAUAACAAACUUUAUGUAAUUACUAUUUCAUUAAUGCAGUAACUAACUAUAUUUAUAAUUAACGUAUCUAAUUACAUAUUAUCGUGAUUACGGUCAGGUUAUAAUAACCUAUAUAGCUAUAAAUGCAGUUAGGUUUAUAACCAUGUAAAUCAUUGACAUAUUUGAAAUAUUUGUUGAUAAUACAAUACUAAGUUGUUAUGUUUGGUGGCUUAUAAAAACUACGGCAUCUUUCGUAAUAUA
This is a messenger RNA of Colletes gigas, 1496 nucleotides long. RefSeq names its product UPF0389 protein CG9231. The transcript is spliced from 4 exons. The record is from RefSeq and is a predicted model, not a curated record. Lineage: Eukaryota; Metazoa; Arthropoda; Insecta; Hymenoptera; Colletidae. The coding region runs from base 151 to 639 and encodes 162 amino acids.